Molecule: messenger RNA, 862 nt
Organism: Carica papaya (papaya)
Lineage: Eukaryota; Viridiplantae; Streptophyta; Magnoliopsida; Brassicales; Caricaceae
Source: RefSeq, a predicted model, not a curated record
AAGUCAAACCAACGCAAGAUGCUUAUUGGGUAAGGCAAUGGAUAAAUUUGAUGAAAAUAAAUAGGAGGUUCGUUGUUGAAACAUCACUCGCCUUCUCCUCACAAGCGACUUACAGGGACGCUCAGGGAUCUUCUCCUAAUCUGUUUGUUUUUUUUUUUUUGAAAAAAAAUUUUAUCCACCUGUUUUAUUUUCCGUAUAAAUUCAAUCGUUAUCUGGAGGACUAGGGCUAGGGCUAGGGUUUUCUUUUCUUCUUAGCUGCAUAUUCUGCGCGGCUCACCGGAACGCCUCAUAUCCCCCAUUGUUUACUGAAGCUAUGGAGUCUACUUUUGUCAUAAAGGUGAAAUAUGGGGACACACUUCGCCGUUUCAGUGCUCGUGUCAAUGGAAAUGAGCAGCUUGAUCUUGACAUGAGUGGACUGAGGACAAAGGUCAUCGAUCUCUUCAGUUUCCCUUCUGAUUCUGAACUUACUUUAACUUACAUUGAUGAAGAUGGUGAUGUGGUAUCUCUUGUUGAUGAUGAUGAUUUGCGGGAUGUAGUGAGGCAGUGCCUGAAGUUUUUGAGGAUUGAUGUGCGGUUGAACAGUGAACUUUCUGCUGACUCUUCUGUAAGAAUGAGUAGAAGUUCAACCCCAAUUAUGUCCCCUAAGGUCCAAGGUCCCUUACCAAGCAUCAAUACUCAAGGUGUCACUGAAAUAUUGAAAUCUAUGCCCGAGCCACUACUAGAAGUUCUUUCAAAGGUAUCUCUUGACUUUGCUUCGAGAGCUGCAUCUACCAGUCCUGUUUUGGCUGACCUUGUAGAAUGCUUGUCAAAAAUACGACAGUCCUACUUGAUUCCAGAUUCCCAACCUCAGUUUGGUCUUAAU